AUUGUAUUUGUCUAGUUUUCCUUUAUGAAUUGUAUCGACUCAAGGCUUAUAUCUUCCGCUUUUUCGUUGUUGCACAUCAGGGAACACUCGAGUUGCGCGGAGCUGCCUCAGAUCGCUAAGCAUACUACUCUCCAAGAGCAGGCCAAGCGGUUCGUUCCCUCUCAGCAGGAGGAGCUCCGUUAACAUGGCUGAACCCGAGCCGUCCUACAUCGACUACGAGGCCUUCCUGGACCCGUCGUUCUCCCCAACGUCCUUCGCGAAUAACCUUGUCACUAGCACCAACAAUCCCUCUGACACACCGCUUGAUCUCUCUACCCCUCUAUCGCGAGUCCUCUUCGACAUCCAAGAGAUUGAUACCCAUAUCCACAACUCGACCACUAAGUCUGCUCUACCGCUACUCACACAUACUCGCGAUCAGAACGAUGCCGGACAGCGAGUCUUGCAGGCAGUCGAGGCGCAAGUCGCUGUCUUAAAGGAGGGGUAUGAAAGACUGGAGAGAGAUGUUCUCAGAAAGUGGGAAGCGGCUGAAGAGGUCAGAGGUGCCGCUGAGAGGUCUUGGGCGACCGUGAGACUGGCCAGGGCCGUUGGGAGAUGUCUUAUGCUGGGCAGGCAACUUGAAGGCCAGCUCGUGGAGCUCACCCCGCGAUUCGUAGAUAACAAAGGUGACGAGUCCGCACCCCUUAUGAGGGAAGAUCACAGGGCGCUUGUUAGAGCAUCCCAUACCUUGUUGAUGUUGCGACGGAUGUUCAUGACAACGGCAGACGGGGAAGAAGGUUACGGAUUGGACCGAGUCAGGGUCAUUCGAACACUGAGAAGCGAUUUGAUCACUCCGGCCGAGAACAGCGUCAAGGCCAGAGCGCAGCAGAUCGUCAAUAAAUUCUCGUUGAAGGCUGUCUUUAUGGAUGAAGAACAUCCCGCAGUUUCUCCGGGUCCCCGAGCUCGGAGUUCCGGAGCAACGACGUACGCACAGCAAGAGGAGCUAAGAGCGCGAGUUAUCUCCGCUAUAACUGCUCUGUACCUGUUGUCUCCAACGCCAAAGAGUAACAUCCCGGUUACCAGUUUCUCCCCAGAGCUUCUCUUGGCGACUCUAAAGGGCUACAUUCACACAUCGUUGUCCGCAUCACUAGCUGCUUUGACGCGGGGUUUAUCCAUGCUUCCGUCACUUGAUCGUGCCCUCCUCGAGGUGUCUACGCGGUGCCAACAUAUUGUAGCCCUCGAGGGUCUCUUGCAGACUGUGAAACCUCCAGUCCACCCAUUCCUAAUCUACCCAUCUAGUGAACAGGACGGAACAGAAACGCAGGCAGCGUUAGACAAGAAAAAAUCUAAUCUCCUUCGGCCUGUUCUCCAAGCUCUGGACACAUCAUCCCUUCCAUCUUACUUCUGGCGCUCGCUGGCUUCAUCUCUGUCGCCUGCCGUCCAAGAGAUUGUGUCUCGUGGUGGCGUCUCUGCUCGUACAAUGAGGUCGAACCAAGACCGGCUCCGUGAAGAUAUCCGUGCAUGCGUUCUGCGAGGCUCCCUGUCAUCAAGUCCCGGAUUGAAGAGGGAAAGUAUGAUGUCGAUGGCGCCCAAAGUUGUUGGAAAUUGGGAGCGUGAGGCUGCUGUAAUGGUCAGCUCUGUGAUCGGCGCCCUUGGGAGAUGAGAUGGCAGUUGGCAAUGUUUGAAUGGAAUUGCUUUUUAUCCCUGUCUUGGUGUGUGGAGCCCCUUUUGCUUUGGCGUACCUUGUUGGUGUAGGUUCCGUGCUGUCCUUAAUCAUCAGUGUUUGACCGGCCGGGUUGAUGAUUGGGCAGCUGUAUGUAUUUUCUGGAGUAUUUGUGGAGGUGGAGCUUCUUGUCGUAUCUCAGAUGAAAUAUCUACAACGCAUGUACGUACCAUGGCCUCAAGUGAAUGUAUUGAAACCUUGAGGCAUGCAUGAUUCAGA
This is a messenger RNA of Coccidioides immitis RS, 1918 nucleotides long. Its product is annotated as golgi transport complex component Cog5. The record is from RefSeq and is a predicted model, not a curated record. Gene Ontology annotation, cellular component: COG complex. NCBI's taxonomy places the organism in Eukaryota, Fungi, Ascomycota, Eurotiomycetes, Onygenales, Onygenaceae. The transcript is spliced from 2 exons. The coding region runs from base 185 to 1639 and encodes 484 amino acids. Gene Ontology annotation, biological process: intra-Golgi vesicle-mediated transport.